This is a messenger RNA of Cucurbita moschata (crookneck pumpkin), 859 nucleotides long. Its product is annotated as calcium-binding protein PBP1-like. NCBI's taxonomy places the organism in Eukaryota, Viridiplantae, Streptophyta, Magnoliopsida, Cucurbitales, Cucurbitaceae. The transcript has a single exon. Gene Ontology annotation, molecular function: calcium ion binding. The coding region runs from base 88 to 648 and encodes 186 amino acids. The record is from RefSeq and is a predicted model, not a curated record.
ACCUCUCACUGCUAUUGCUACUCCACGCAGAAGAGACCAAAUCAACCACUCUUAAAGACUAAUAAGAACAAGCCACCAUUUACCAAAAUGACGGUUAUACCCUCAGGACCUUCUCAGAACAUGCCCCGCCUGCAAACCUUCAUAAUCUUCUACUCCUUAGUUGUCUUUCUCUCCUUCUUGGAAAACCCCAUCUUCCCCUUUUCUCUAUAUAUAAAAAUCCCUUUCUUUCCAUUCUCAACCCAAAUCAAUCCAACCCCACUUCUCUCUAAACCGAUCUCAAUGGCCGGAAACAACCAAAUCCCCCAAUCGGAGUCGGGAUUCGAAGACUGGCUGCCGGAGAUGGCGUGCAAGCUCGGGGGAGAGGGGCUGAUCGGAGAACUCUGCAACGGAUUCAAUCUGCUGAUGGACCCUGAGAAGGGAGUGAUCAAUUUGGAGAGCUUGAAGAGGAAUGCGGCGGCGCUAGGGCUGGGAGAUCAGUCCGACGAGGAGCUGAGAGGCAUGUUGAGAGAAGGGGAUUUCGACGGCGACGGCGCUCUCAAUCAGAUGGAAUUUUGUGUUCUUAUGUUCAGAUUAAGUCCGGAGUUGAUGGACGCCUCCCGCUACUGCUUCCAACAAAGUCUCCGUCCAGACUUUCCCAAUUUUAAUUGAUUUAUUUAUUUAUUUAUUAUUAUUAUUAUUAUUAGUGAAAUAUAUAUAAAAGAAAACACAAAUAAAUUUGAGUCUCUGCCUAUUAAGUUUAUUACAACAACAUUUACACAACAAAACAAAAUAAACAAAUUAUUGAAGAAUUGUAAUGGGCGACAAAAAGAUCAUUACCCUAUAUGUAAAUCUAGCCAUGCUUUUUUUGGAUUUUCAUAUA